Messenger RNA from Oncorhynchus masou masou (cherry salmon), 1666 nucleotides. It is a transcript of the gene neil1, whose product is annotated as nei-like DNA glycosylase 1. Gene Ontology annotation, cellular component: nucleus. Lineage: Eukaryota; Metazoa; Chordata; Actinopteri; Salmoniformes; Salmonidae. The record is from RefSeq and is a predicted model, not a curated record. The coding region runs from base 119 to 1297 and encodes 392 amino acids. The transcript has 10 exons. Gene Ontology annotation, biological process: base-excision repair. Gene Ontology annotation, molecular function: DNA-(apurinic or apyrimidinic site) endonuclease activity; DNA N-glycosylase activity; zinc ion binding.
UGCAAUUAGUCUAGUUUAGUAAUGCUGCUGGUCGACCAAGCAUGUUCACUCUGUUGGUGUGUUGACGUGAAUUCCCCUCGCAGUUCCCCGGAGCAGCGCACAGAACCACACCACCACCAUGCCUGAGGGUCCAGAGUUACACUUGGCCAGUCUGUUUGUCAACAGGAUGUGUGGCGGAGUGGUCUUCACCGGGCCAGUACAAAAAUCAGAGGUCAGUAAGAACCCUGAGGUCUCCUUCUCCUGCCCGGCCUACACCAUCAUCGCCACUUCCAGAGGCAAGGAGGUCCGCCUCACUCUAACCCCUCAGAAGAGUGACUCUGCCCAGGGGAGAUGCAGGCGGUGGGUAACCGAGAAGUUAAGAGGCGGAAUAGUCGCCACAAGGGGGAAGACAGGUCAGGUCAACCAGGUCCAGACCAUGGACAUCGUCCUCCGUUUCGGAAUGUCUGGAUUCUUCCGUUUCACCACAGAGGCGGAGCUUCCGAAACAUUCCCACCUGCGGUUCUACACCAAUGAGAAGCCCUGUAGGGUUCUGAGCUUUGUGGACACACGCCGCUUUGGCAGCUGGCAACCCAACGGGACCUGGCAACUCAACCGAGGGCCCUGUAUCAUGUUUGAGUACCUGAGCUACAGGGAGAAUGUCCUUUCCCACCUGUCCGACAGAGCGUUCGACCGGCCCAUCUGUGAGGUUCUGUUGAACCAGAAGUACUUUAACGGCAUUGGCAACUACCUGAGAGCUGAGAUCCUCUUUAGAUUAAACAUCCCUCCCUUUGUGAAGGCUCGGACGGUUCUGGAAGGACUUCAAACACAUCUGUCUGACGAGGACCGGAAGUCAGUUGUUAAAGUGGAGGUCAAAGAGGAGGUCACCAACAGAGAGGUCAAAGAGGAGGUCACCAACAGAGAAAUCUCAGACAGAGCUGCUGUGAAGGAGGAUGAGAGUGAGACUCCAGACCUGCUCCGUCUCUGUCACACAGUACCUCUGGAGGUCAUCAAGUUAGGUGGUAAAGGUUACGACCCAGAGAAUAUGGACUACACUGACUUUAAAUCGUGGCUCCAGUGUUACUGUGUGGAGGGGAUGAAGUCCGUAAGAGAUCACAACGGCAGAACUAUGUGGUUCAAGGGAGAUCCAGGUCCCAUGGCUCCUAAAGAUGCCAAAACAAAGAUGAUAGUGAAGAAAGAGGAUGACCAUGAUUAUAAAGGGGGAAAAAAGGUAAAGAAGGCCCGCUCUGAGAGCACGAUGAAGCCAAAAUACAUAAAGGAAACGGAAGUCCCUCAGAGACGGGCAGGAAGGAGGAAAUAAACAAGCCUCAGCAGAAGAGCCCCGGUCCAGAGUCCAGUGAGAUGAGGAGCUUUUUGAUCAUUUGUCCUUCAACUUUGCCUGCAUCGUGAUUUGUCAUGAUUUGUGAAUCCUCCGUGUUCCAGCCCCACAGACAUGGAGUGGGACCAGAAGCCAGACAGUAGAAGAAUAUUGUCCAUUUUCAUGCAGGAAACAAAAAAAUUAUAUAUAUUUUUUUUGCUUUCAAUCCAGAAGCUGCUAGGUAGAACAAGCAAGUAGCUGUAGGCACAGAGCUAUUACUGAACGGGGCCAUUUUAAAAAUAAAACUGUCUAUGUGUUCUAUGCAAGAGAAAUCCCCUUUUUGUACCAUGGAAUAAACAACGUUUGAUCUCA